AUGGCGGCGGCUCCGCUGCUGCUGCUGCUGCUGCUGCUCGUGCCGGUGCCGCUGCUGCCGCUGCUGGCCCAGGGGCCCGGGGGGGCGCUGGGAAACCGGCAUACGGUGUACUGGAACAGCUCCAACCAGCACCUGCGGCGAGAGGGCUACACGGUGCAGGUGAACGUGAACGACUAUCUGGACAUUUACUGCCCGCACUACAACAGUUCGGGGCCCGGCGGCGGGGCGGAGCAGUACGUGCUGUACAUGGUGAGCCGCGCCGGCUACCGCACCUGCAACGCCAGCCAGGGCUUCAAGCGCUGGGAGUGCAACCGGCCGCACGCGCCCCACAGCCCCAUCAAGUUCUCGGAAAAGUUCCAGCGCUACAGCGCCUUCUCGCUGGGCUACGAGUUUCACGCCGGCCACGAGUACUACUACAUCUCCACGCCCACCCACAACCUGCACUGGAAGUGUCUGAGGAUGAAGGUGUUCGUCUGCUGCGCCUCCACAUCGCACUCCGGGGAGAAGCCGGUCCCCACUCUCCCCCAGUUCACCAUGGGCCCCAAUGUGAAGAUCAACGUACUGGAAGACUUUGCGGGAGAGAACCCCCAGGUGCCCAAGCUUGAGAAGAGUAUCAGCGGGACCAGCCCUAAGCGGGAACACCUGCCCCUGGCGGUGGGCAUCGCCUUCUUCCUUAUGACACUCUUGGCCUCCUAGCUCGGUUCCCUCCCUUGACUGGGGGGAGAGAUGGAAGGGGCUGGGCCCGAAAAGGGAGACUUUGGCCUCUCCAUGGGAAGCCUAGCCCAGCAGCCUAGACCCCUCCUCGGAUGGCUGGAAGUGGGGCUCGCACCAUACAUCUGUGUCCGCCCCUUCUGCCCCCUCCCUCUACGUAGGGCACUGUAGUGGACCAGGCACAGGGACAGCCACAGGUCACAGAGGCCUUGAGGUUCCGGUAAUGUUUGGUACCAAACUGGGGGGCCAUAAAAGGCAGUGCUCAGGACUCCCUGCCCCCUGGUACCUUUCUCUGUCCCCUGGUGCCCUCCCCUUUUGUCCCCCCAGAGAAACAAAUAUGCCCCAAAGAGAGCACAUUGAAGUGUGGGAGGCACCCCCAUCUCUCUCUUCCAGGGGCAGGACAUGGGGAGGGGACUAGAUGGGCAAGGGGAUGGCAUCACCUGCUGCCCCCUUCCCCUGUUUACAGCAAUAAGCACGUCCUCCUUCCCCCAUUCCCACUCCCAGGAUUGUGGUUUGGAUUGAAUCCAAGUUUACAAGUUAGACAC
Messenger RNA from Pteronotus mesoamericanus, 1256 nucleotides. It is a transcript of the gene EFNA3, whose product is annotated as ephrin A3. Bases 1 to 696 code for a protein of 231 amino acids. The transcript is spliced from 5 exons. The record is from RefSeq and is a predicted model, not a curated record. NCBI's taxonomy places the organism in Eukaryota, Metazoa, Chordata, Mammalia, Chiroptera, Mormoopidae. Gene Ontology annotation, cellular component: plasma membrane. Gene Ontology annotation, biological process: axon guidance; ephrin receptor signaling pathway. Gene Ontology annotation, molecular function: ephrin receptor binding.